Molecule: messenger RNA, 1503 nt
Organism: Hevea brasiliensis (rubber tree)
Lineage: Eukaryota; Viridiplantae; Streptophyta; Magnoliopsida; Malpighiales; Euphorbiaceae
Product: lanC-like protein GCL1
Exons: 5
Coding region: 89-1369 (426 amino acids)
Biological process (GO): peptide modification; carbohydrate metabolic process
Cellular component (GO): plasma membrane
Source: RefSeq, a predicted model, not a curated record
AACACGCUCACAACACAAGUAGCGUGCCUUUAUUUGUUUCCCACUUAUCGUGAACAAAACCCCCUGCACCAAGCUGUCUCUGUGAGCUAUGACCCCUGCUGUGGAGUUUACUUCUCAAGAGACCCAUGAGGAGAGCAAUAACCAACGGCUAGAUGUUAAUUUCAUUCACCAGCUGGAUCUAACGGCUGGCAAUUUGUCGCUUCCUAACGAAAUUUUCCUCAAAGCAGCCAUUUCUCUCAAGGACCAGGUGGUGGAGAUGACGUGGGAAGGACGUUGCGGUACUAGUGCGGGUACGCGUAAGAUGGUUGACCCGACAGUUUAUUCGGGUUUACUUGGUACGGCUUUCACCUGCUUGCGGUCGUAUGAGGUUACCGGUAACCAGCAAGACUUGUUGUUAUGCUACGAGAUCGUUGACGCGUGUGUCGCUGCCGCACCUGCAUCUUCAAGGCAUGUUACCUUCUUAUGUGGUAGAGGUGGAAUAUAUGCUCUUGGAGCUGUGGUUGCUAAUCACAAAGGAGACCAACAAGGUUGCGACCUGUUUUUGAACCUUUUCCUUGAGGUAGCGCAAGAGAGAGCCCUCACAAUCGGACCUGAGGAAGGUGGUUUCGGAAUGUCAUAUGACCUUAUGUAUGGACGAGCUGGGUUUUUAUGGGCUGCUUUGUUUAUAAAUAAUCAUCUUGGAGAAGGGACAUUGCCAAAUGAUCUUCUUCUGCCUGUUGUUGAUGCUGUAUUAGCUGGGGGCAGGGCAGGAGCAUCUGAUAAUCCAGCCUGCCCCUUGAUGUACAGAUGGCAAGGGACAAGGUAUUGGGGUGCAGCCAAUGGCCUUGCUGGAAUCUUGCAAGUGCUACUUCACUUUCCUCUCUCCAAAGAGGAUGCUGAGGAUGUUAAGGGGACUUUAAGGUACAUGACGAAUAACAGGUUCCUUCAUAGUGGAAAUUACCCAUCAAGUGAAGGAAACCCAAGGGACAAAUUAGUGCAGUGGUCUCAUGGUGCAACUGGCAUGGUCAUCACCCUGUGCAAGGCCUCACAGGUUUUUCAAAAUGAUAGAGAAUUUCGUGAUGCUGCUAUAGAAGCAGGGGAAGUUGUGUGGAAGAGUGGGUUAGUGAAGAAGGUGGGACUUGCUGAUGGUGUAGCUGGAAAUGCAUAUGCUUUCCUUUCCCUUUACCGUCUUACAGGAGAUAGCAUAUAUGUAGAGCGAGCAAAGGCAUUUGCGAGCUUCUUGUAUCACAAUGCAAGUAAAUUUGUGGCUGGAGGAAAUUUCGGCGGAGCUGAUCAUACUUACUCUCUUUUUCAAGGACUGGCUGGAACAGCUUGCCUCUGGUUAGAUCUUGCAACUGAAAGGUCCAGGUUCCCUGGUUUUGAACUUUAGGUGAGAGGUGAACAUGUUCAGUUGAAAUCUAUAUUUAUCAGCAUGAAAUGUAAACCUAACAUGUAUAUACAUGUAUAAAAGAUAUCUAAUUCACAUAUGACGGGACCUUGAAUGCAUAUUUCCGAGGGUUGAUU